Molecule: messenger RNA, 1218 nt
Organism: Capsella rubella
Lineage: Eukaryota; Viridiplantae; Streptophyta; Magnoliopsida; Brassicales; Brassicaceae
Product: transcription factor RAX1
Exons: 3
Coding region: 17-1018 (333 amino acids)
Source: RefSeq, a predicted model, not a curated record
CACACUAACGAGAGAAAUGGGGAGAGCUCCAUGUUGCGACAAGACAAAAGUGAAGCGAGGGCCUUGGUCCCCUGAGGAAGACUCUAAGCUUAGAGAUUACAUUGAGAAGUAUGGAAAUGGUGGAAAUUGGAUCUCUCUCCCUCUCAAAGCCGGUUUGAGGAGAUGUGGGAAGAGUUGUAGAUUGAGGUGGCUUAACUAUUUGAGACCAAACAUAAAACAUGGUGACUUCUCUGAGGAAGAAGACAUGAUCAUUUUUAGCCUCUUUGCCGCCAUUGGAAGCAGGUGGUCAAUAAUAGCAGCUCAUCUACCAGGAAGAACAGACAAUGACAUCAAGAACUAUUGGAAUACAAAGCUAAGGAAGAAGCUCUUGUCUUCUUCUUCUUCGUCUUCCUCCUCUCACUCAUCAUCAGCCAUGGCUUCUCCUUAUCUAAACCCUAAUUCUCAGGAUGUGAAAAGAUCAUUAACCCCAUCAGUAACAAUCCCAUCUUCUUCUUAUAAUCCCUAUGCUGAAAACCCUAAUCAAGACCCAACAAAAUACCUCAUCUCCAACAUCAAUGGCUUUGAAGCUGACGACAAACAGAUCUUUCCCUAUAGUAACCUUAAUUAUCCUCAAGAUCUCUCUCUCUCGGACAGCAACAACAACAUCUCUGGCGCAAGUGGUUUCUUGCUCAACCACAAUAUGUGUGAUCACUACAACAACCAUACCAGUUUCUCUUCAGACGUUAAUGGAAAGAGGUCAGAGACUAUGAUAAAGCAAGAAGAGAUGAUGAUGAUGAUGAUGAUAGACCACCACAUUGACCAGAGGACAAAAGGUUACAAUGGGGAUUCCACACAAGGUUAUUAUAAUUACUACAAUGGGCAUGGGGAUUUGAAGCAAAUGAUUAGUGGAACAGGCACUAAUUCUAACAUAAACAUGGGUGGGUCAGGUUCAUCUUCUAGUUCGAUAAGCAACCUAGCUGAGAACAAAAGCAGUAGUAGCCUCCUACAACACAAGUGCUUGCCCUAUUUCUACUCCUAGUUCUUUUAGACUCUCUUGUCUUGUUAUAUAAAUAUAUCUUGGACUGACUGUUAGUAAUAUCAAAGAUUUGAUGGGGUAUGGGAGGUGAGAGAGAGAAAGACUAUGAUCAGUUUUAUGGGAUUUUGUGUUUUGUUUAUUAUUGUCUCUUUAUUGAAUUUCUAGUUAAGAAGAGACAAUGGGAGAUUUGAUUUGAUGAAACU